AUGGCGAAAUCACAUGGCAGCAAUGUUUCUCCUGCGCAACAGAAAGGAAGCAAGAAUGUUCAGACUGGACAUUCCCAGAAUAUGCUCACCUCAACCUUGACUAAAGGAAAUACAACAUAUGAUGAGUUUAAAUACGGAUUCCCAUCUGAUGGCUUAUCAACUGCAUCCAAUAAAUGGUGGGGAAGCAAUAGCCCCGAUGGUAAUGAAGGCCUCCGUGGGAAAGGAGCUAAGGCAGAGGAAGACAAAAAACCUCAGUCCGACAAAUUGGCAGAUGACAAUGCAAGUUCAAUAAUAGUGGACACAGAGAAACCCGAAAGUGGGAAAGAGGAGAACAUUAGUCCCCAAGGAACAGAUUUGUUGGUGUCUGUGAGAAGAAGAGCUGCGGAAGAAAACCAAAAAGCACUUGAGCUUGGUGCUUUCCGGGGUUAUGGCGCAAAGAAGCUAGGCAGAAGAGAGAGGAAACUGCUUCUCCGAAUAUUCAAAUCUUCGACUCCAAAACAAUGGAUACAUGACUCCUCUUAG
Messenger RNA from Pyrus x bretschneideri (Chinese white pear), 522 nucleotides. RefSeq lists its product as uncharacterized. NCBI's taxonomy places the organism in Eukaryota, Viridiplantae, Streptophyta, Magnoliopsida, Rosales, Rosaceae. The transcript has a single exon. Bases 1 to 522 code for a protein of 173 amino acids. The record is from RefSeq and is a predicted model, not a curated record.